Molecule: messenger RNA, 2034 nt
Organism: Triticum turgidum subsp. durum (durum wheat)
Lineage: Eukaryota; Viridiplantae; Streptophyta; Magnoliopsida; Poales; Poaceae
Source: the annotation of a GenBank genome assembly
AUGUUAAACAAUCUUGAUCUAAUGAAAAAUCAAAUAACAGGUUCAAUACCCCGAGAACUUAGCAACCUCACUAUGUUAAAUAAACUUUAUCUCUACAAAAAUCAAAUCACUGGUUCAAUACCUGUAGAACUGGGCAUCUUGCCAAAUCUACAAGAAUUAGACUUUUCGUACAACCAAAUAUCUGGCUUUAUUCCUGGCAGCUUAGGAAAUAUAACCAAGCUGGUAGUACUUUCCCUUGAUGUAAAUCAGAUAACCGGUUCCAUUCCCCAAGAGAUUGGCAAUCUGAUGAGCCUCGAACUAUUAGGCUUGUAUCAGAACCAUAUUUCAGGAUCAAUACCAAAAACCUUUGGGAAGUUGCAAAGCAUCCAAGAACUACAAAUCUAUGAUAACAAAUUAUCAGGUUCUCUUCCUCGAGAAUUCGGAGAUCUCGUAAACCUUGUUCGACUUGGGCUAUCUAGAAACUCACUUUCAGGACCUUUACCCGCAAAUAUAUGCUCAGGUGGUAGACUAGAACAAAUAGUUGUCUUCUCUAAUAUGUUCAAUGGCCCUAUUCCAAGUAGUUUAAAGAAAUGUACAAGUUUGGUUCGAAUUGACCUUCAGUCGAACCAACUAACAGGAGAUAUAUCUCAGCAUUUUGGUGUCUAUCCACAACUCACAAGGAUGGCCUUGUCAUCAAAUAGACUCUCUGGGCAGAUCUCCCAAAAUCUAGGUGCAUGUAGCCAACUGAUGGUACUACGUCUAGCACAAAAUAUGAUCACGGGUUUCAUACCUCCUAUCCUUUCUAAAUUAUCCAAGCUGGAAGAACUAAGACUUGAUUAUAAUCAUCUCAGAGGUGAGAUUCCACCAGAAAUUUGCAGUUUAACAAAUCUCUAUAGACUAAACUUAUCAUCGAACCAAUUAUCUGGAUCCAUACCUGCACAGAUAGAAAAGCUAGGAAAUCUAGGAUACCUUGAUAUAUCUAGGAAUAGACUGAGUGGAUUAAUACCUGAGGAACUAGCGACUUGCAUCAUACUAUUGUCCUUGAAGAUCAACAACAAUAACUUCAGUGGGAGUUUGCCUGGUGCAAUUGGAAAUUUGAUAGGCCUGCAAAUCACGUUAGACGUGAGCAACAAUAACCUAAGUGGUGUGUUGCCGCAACAACUUGGGAAGUUGCAGAUGCUAGAAUUUCUGAAUCUAUCACAUAAUCAGUUCGGUGGCACCAUUCCAUCCUCCUUUGCAAGCAUGGUGAGCCUUUCAACGCUUGACGUGUCAUACAAUGACUUGGAAGGACCAGUCCCAACACUCAGGCAACUCCAAAAUGCUUCAGCAAAUUGGUUUCUUCCCAAUAAAGGUCUGUGUGGUAACCUCUCUGGCCUACAACUUUGUGAUUCAACUCCAGUUCCAGCCGGUCACCACAAACGGAAGAUACUUGGUUUGCUUUUGCCAAUUGUUCUUGUGGUGGGUUUUGGCAUUUUUUCUGCAACUGUUGUCAUAAUAGUGCUUAGUCGUAACAAGACAAAACCACAAGAAGUUGUUACUGCUGAAGGAAGGGACCUAUUCUCUGUUUGGAAUUUCGACGGAAGAUUAGCAUUUGACGAUAUCGUAAGGGCAACGGAAGACUUUGAUGAUAAGUACAUCAUUGGAACAGGAGGAUACGGCAAUGUCUACAAGGCACAACUCCAAGACAGUCAGCUAGUUGCUGUGAAGAAGCUUCAUCAGACAGAAGAAGAGUUGGAUGACGAAAGAAGGUUUCGCAGUGAAAUGGAAAUCUUAUUACAGAUCCGCCAACGAAGCAUUGUCAAAAUGUAUGGAUUCUGCUCCCAUUCAGCGUAUAAAUUUCUUGUCUACGACUACAUUCCGCAAGGAAGCCUCCACCGGACGUUGGAAAAUGAGGAGCUAGCAAAGGAAUUGGAUUGGCAGAAGAGAAUUGUUGCUGUAAAUGAUGUGGCUCAAGCAGUAUCUUAUUUGCACCACGAAUGCAGUCCACCUAUAAUCCAUCGAGAUAUAACGAGCAACAACAUCUUACUUGAUGCAACCUUCAAGGCUUUCCUCUAA